Molecule: messenger RNA, 4569 nt
Organism: Neoarthrinium moseri
Lineage: Eukaryota; Fungi; Ascomycota; Sordariomycetes; Amphisphaeriales; Apiosporaceae
Exons: 2
Coding region: 1-4569 (1522 amino acids)
Molecular function (GO): guanyl-nucleotide exchange factor activity
Source: RefSeq, a predicted model, not a curated record
AUGGUUCGCGUCACUGAGGAGCUGGCUCUUUCGCCAGAGCAUGUCACUCUUUACCACACCACCGACCCUCUACUUGGGCACCUCCCCGUCUUGAUACUUCACGGGCCCUCGACCACGGCAAACUACACUUUCAACAGCUCCCGGGUCCAGUUGCACAUAUACAGUCCCGCCGGUUUUCAGUCCUUUCCACGAGUUACCAUCUCGCCCAACUCGCCCUUUUACAAUGUCGUCAACCAUCUGCCGCGGGAGUUCCAGGGUGACGAGAUCACGCGCGCCUUAGCCUUUGGACUGUUCAAGUACUUCCACGAGCUACCCGAGACGGUCAAGGCCCAUCUCAGACAUCAGUACCCUACCACGAGAGGUCGGCGGCCCGGUUCCGCACCGACUCUGUUCGGCGAGCAGCAUGCGGCCGAACUUGCGAAGAACAUGGCCAGAUCGGAGGUGUCGGCAGAGAUUGUACAAAAGCUGCAGAUGGCUCUGCAGACGCAGCAUAUCAGCAAUGUCGACAUCGACCUAGUGCUGCCUCCCGGCUCCAUCACCCCGCUGCAAUUCGAGGAUCUCGACGUGCUCGAAGACGAAGACGACAUUAUGGACCCUAGCUUGCGACAAUACGGAGUGUACACUCCCCUGGUGAAGCUAUUCGGGGAGGCCAUGUUCUUGCCCACCUCGCGUUUGCGCCGAGCCCCCUCGAAGCCGACCGCGUUGAACAGACAAAAGUCAUUCACCAAGGACCAGAAGUUGGAAUUACGUCGCAAGCUGGCCGAGUUGGUAGAUACGGAGGAGCGCUAUGUAAUGAAGAUGAACGAGCUAGUUCAGCAUAUCGCAGACGACUACCGACAGAAAGCCAAAACGCGAGCCGCAAACAGCUUCAGCCCGUCCAUGGAAGACGUCGAGAAGCUGUUCCCAAGAUCGUCCGAAAAGAUCCUCGAAGUCAACACGGCUUUCAUGCAGGAACUGCGCAAGAUUAUGGAUGAGACCGAGGAGGACGCUAUGAAGGAUAUGGACACUACGAUGCCGUCUGCCCGGAUAGCAGGUCCGACCAGCGUCCCCGGAAAGCCCAAAGACCCUAGUGGCACCUUUGCCGUGGCCAAAGUCAUGUUGGAAUGGUUUCCGCAGUUCACCGAGUGCUACCAAGAUUACAUACGGGCCAGCCAGAACUUCCCACAGCUGAUUACCUCCUUUAUCGAUCAGCAAUCAAGUUUCUCUCAGCGUGUGGCCGUCACUGGAGAGCAACAUCUUCGAUCGACCGUCAUUGAGCCUGUUCAGCGUCUUCCGCGGUACAGCCUGGUCAUUGACCAGAUCGUCAGCUGCUUGCCAAUAACGCAUCCCGCUCUGCAGCCAAUGCUGAAAGCUAGGGAUAUCAUCGCCAACAUCUGCUCCAUGGACGAUCCUCUCGCCGACAAACCCCAUGUCAGCACGCGAUUGCGCAACAUGAUAGAAAGCUGGCCCAGUGAUUUGGAGCCCAAGGGACGUUUCAUUUUAGCUACCGACUUUUCUGAGCUUCCAGCACCAUAUGAGACAGAUGCUCCCCUUGACAUCAACACCGACGACCGAUCAGGCAUAUUCUUGCUGUUCUCCGACUGCAUGGUGAUUGUCAAGAAGAUUUAUGGUUACAAUAUGACAGCCCGCGACCUUCUACGAGAGAUUGAUAAGCCGUCAGCAGCUGGACUUUUGGCAUCCAUGACAAAUGCAGCCGGAGGUCAAGGGACGUACGAACUUGGAUUUGCCGGUUGGCACGACCUGGCAAACAUCAGGUUCACCGAGUCGGCCGAUGGCCGUAUGGUAUGGAUGACAUCGUCAAAGGAAAUGUCCGGAGCUCACGCCGGAGAAUACGUCACCAGCACUGGAAUCACCUCGCGGUGUUUUGUCCUACAAGAAGCAUAUGAGGGCAAGGCUGCGAAGUGGAGUGAGGACAUCGCAAAAGCUCGCGUAGAGGGUCGCUUUGCAGAAACUGAGAGAGAAGAUCCGCAAUGGUCUCUGCGAUCCGUGCGAAUGCCUGAUACUGGCCUUGGGCUUUACGCCGCUGUUUUUCAAGAAGGCCUUGACCAGCUAGUCGAGGGCCGUAAAGAGCCUGCGCCGAUUCGUAUCGUGGUCGAUCACGAAAAGGGCACGAAGGGCUCUCCAGUUGGGCAUUAUGGCGUGGAAAUCGUCUCCGACGUUAAAUCCAGCGACAUGAAGAAGAUCGUGUUGGUCACUGCAGGUCUAACGGGCAAGAAGUCUACUGACGAGGUUGACCUAGAAGACUUCUUGCCCACCCUGGUUAGAAGGAUUAUCCAGUUGUUGAGCACUCAAUUCAACGUCUCUAAUCCUCACGUCACCACUGCUCUGGUAUCUUUUCACACGAAGAUACUGCGGGGACUGAACCUUUCCCAUCGUAUCGAGAAGUCCAGGUCUUUCUUGGCGAGUUCGCCAGUCAAGAUGCUCACAAGCUUCUUGGGCGGUGGCAGCGUCAAUGCUGACACUUUCAACUCUACCAAACAGCAGUCGCAGCAGCAGCAGCGUCCACCCGUUUCUGGGCUCUUUCCUUCGCCUCUCAGCAGGUCGAACAGCUCCAUCAAAGACUCGGCUUCUUUGUAUGGGUCAGCAAGGAGCCGAGACGGCAUUAAAGUAGGAGGGGACGAUGACCGACCGGAAAAUCCUCUUGUUCGCCUCGAGCAAACCUUCACGGGCUAUGUGGCUAGUCUCCACGCUCGUAAAGGCAACUUUAUUGGCCACACGAUACUCAAUCGCGCAGCUGUUGACGAGCUGUCUGUCAACGAUCUAUACAACAAGCUCAUCGAGAGUCCAUUCGACAUUGACACCUCCCCAGAGAUCAAUGCAGACGUGGUGUUUGUUGCUUUUGAGAAGUUUGUGAGGAUUGCCUGGCGCGAGCAGAUGGGUGCAAUUAUGACCCUGAAGUCGCUAGAUGCACUUCAGGAACGUGCAUCAAAAAGAGUACCAGGUGAUUUCGCAGACUUCGUACGCUUUCUCUUUGCAGAUAUGGCGCCCCAGAAUCGCCGAGCGUUUACCGCCUUGAUCAAGCUUUUGGCUGAACUGCUGGAUGGCUGCGGUAAUGAUGGCGACAGAGGUGCAUUGACACUGGCUUUUGCAGAACUCCUAGUCGAUGAUGGCUCCGCGCAUAAUUACAUCAACCUCUUGGAUAGACUAGUCGAAGAUUGCGACAGGAUAUUCGACAGUGGGCCAGGGGAGUUUGAUCCGGGCCCUGCGCCUGCCGGAUCUGCAUACGAGUCUCUGAACUCCACCACUCGCAGUAUGAAGUCGCACACCGGUUCCCUAACUUCCAACACUUCAUCGCUUAGAAGGAAACUAGGCUUCGACAAUUUGUUGCGUCAGAACAGCAAGAACGAGGACCGUCCGUCUGUCUGGCGGACCCUCAGCAAGCAUAGCAGGAAUCCUGUCACGGGUGAGAGCUCGAGCUUGUCCAAGGCAUCUGUUGGCAGAGCAAGGUCUAUAGAUUCGGGCACCGGACCUCAUAAGCUGCUGAAACGGCCUGGUUCGCGUGAUAGACCUCCGAUAGCCGGCGCCUUUGACGACUCGUUUGCACGCCCUACUAGCUCGCAUCGCCUGGAAACUAUCGGAGAGCCAGAUGGAGAGGAUGCAACUGCAAAGACCCCUAGGAGGAAGCGGCGCAGCUCCUUGUCGGAUCUGAAGAGUCUCAUGGCAGCGACAAGUCUGCAUGACGAUGAAGAACCUUUACAGCCUUUGUCUCACAUGAAAGAGACAUCACAGAAGUUCAACUCGGGUCCAAGACUUCCAUCACCUUCCAGGAUACCGAUUAGCCCACCCUCUCCCAGCCGUAGCGGCCGACAGAAAGAAAACAUUUCUUUUGUCGACCCUUUUCAAGGCACGCCGAUUGUAUCUUCACCACAAACACCCAGGUCGCCCUUGAAGGGGCAUAGCAAGGGUCUCUCAACGUCUAGCAUCCCAACUCUGCGAGCGUUCAGAAGUGCACCGCCUACUACUGAUUCGCCUGCACGACCAACAACACCCGCCCGGCCCACGACGAGCGCUGGCAAGAACCACACGGGCAGACUACGACUGCAAUCACCCCAAAAGCUCCGCGAGCGUUUACAGACGGAGAAGCAAGCUGCCGAAGAGGUUGAUGCCAGCUUGCAGUCUGAGCUCUCCAAGAUAGCAGCUGACAUGGCUCGUAUGAACUCUUCAUUGCCACGGUCAAACACCGUAGAUCUCAGGAAGUUGGCUUCAAAUGUUUCUGCCCUCGAAUCGCGCAUACCGACUUUGAUUCAAGAUCUCACCAGCCGCCAUGAAGCAUUGCAGCGGGAUAUGGAGAACACCCUGAAAGCUACAGAGGCGAAGGUCAAGGCCAUCGACCAGUUGUACAAGGAAAGCACGGCCGAGAACGAGCUUCUCUAUGAGAAGUUCAAUAGCGAACUUACCAAGAUCGUGCGUGCCUUGAAGGGCAAGAGUGCCGAAAAGGAGGACCUGAUGACAAAGGUCAAGGAGUCCAGUGAGGAAACAGCAAGAGUUAAGAAGGAGAACGCGCGGCUGAAGCGUGAAAUGGCUAGUUUGAGAGCUAUGGUCAAGGGCGCCGCAGCUGAUGCUGCUUAG